AUGACUUCCCCUCACCCCCUUUCCGCGGCCGCGCUGUUCUCCCUGAAGGACUGGGUCGCUGUUGUUACUGGUGGUGGCACAGGAGUCGGUCUGAUGAUCGCCCAGACCCUCGCCGCCAACGGCGCCAAGGUGUACAUCACAGGCCGACGCGCCGCCGUCCUCGAGACCAGCGCGCGCGUCCACGGCUCGGCGGAGCGGCUGGGGCCGGUGGGUGGGAGCAUGGUGCCGCUUGUCAUGGAUGUCACUUCCAAGGACAGCAUUCGGGCGGUUGUGGCGGAGAUUGGGGAGAGGGAGGGGGCGGUGAAUCUACUCGUCAACAACGCCGGCGUCUGGAGGAGCCGCCCGACCGCGAAGCCGGAGGAUGGGCCGCAGGCGUUUGGGGACGCUAUGUUCGAGGAGGAGAUGGAGGAGAACUGGCAGCAGUGCGAAUAUGCUGCUGAUGCGGUGUGGUUAUGGACAGCUUUCCUGGCUAAUGCCACAUCCCCCUAUUUCGUCACCGCCGCCUUCCUGCCCCUAUUGGCGAAGGCGAAGGAGGGCCCGACGGGCAGGGUGGGCAGUGUUAUCAAUAACACGUCGGUCAGCGCGUUUCUGCGGAUGACGCAGAAUUGCCAGUACUCGUAUAACGCGAGCAAGGCGGCCGCGACACAUCUGACUCGUCAGAUGGCAUACGAUCUCAGUCAUGAGAGCAUCAAUGUUCGAGUGAACGGCCUCGCGCUUGGAUACUUUCCAUCCGAGAUGACGACCCAAGCCUCGAACGAGGAGAACGAGAGCGCUUAUGCUGCCGAGCGCUUCCAGCAGAUGAUGGCUGGCUUUGGGGCACCGACCGUCAAGCGGAUGGGCUCGCCGCAGGAUAUUGCUGGUGCUGUGUUGAUGAUUGCAACGAACGACUUCAUGUGGGGCACCAUCACCAUCCUCGAUGGCGGGUUUGCGCUGAAUGUGCCGGCGAACAUGUGA
Messenger RNA from Anthostomella pinea, 954 nucleotides. Lineage: Eukaryota; Fungi; Ascomycota; Sordariomycetes; Xylariales; Xylariaceae. The record is from the annotation of a GenBank genome assembly.